GUCGAACAGGAUUACGAUAUUCGCGAUGUGCUCGGCAGCGGAACGGUCGGACAAGUCCUGCGGGCGAUCCACCGACAGACCGGACACGAACGCGCCGUCAAAAUCAUCAAAAUCAAAUCCAACUAUACCACCGCUUCGGAACCGGCGGCAUCCUCCGCCACACUCCAAGCCGAAGCGGCUAUUUUACAAUCCCUCGCACACCCCUACAUUGUCCAACUCUACGACGUUUACGUCUCGACAACCGCGAUUUAUCUCGUCAUGGAACUCCUACCCGGUGGGGAUUUGUUCGAUCGCAUCGUGGAUAAGGGAAUAUACACGGAAACGCAAGCGCGACAAGUCAUGCGUCGCCUGCUGGCCGCCGUGCACUACUUGCACGAAUCGUGCAACGUGGUACACCGUGACCUGAAACCCGAAAAUAUUCUGUUGUGCACCUCCGACAAUGACGUCCACAUCAAGUUGACCGACUUUGGCCUCGCUAAAACGAUCGACGAACAAGGGUUGCGGACCUUUUGCGGCACGCCACAGUACUUUGCCCCGGAAGUCUUGCAUCGUCAACACACCGUCGCCGGGCGGGGCCGGUACGGCAAGGAAGCCGACCUCUGGAGCGCCGGAGUAAUUUUGUACAUUUUGUUGUCGGGGACGCCGCCUUUUGACGUGCAAUCGGAAGGCAUAGACGCGGUCGCAAACUCGACUCUGCAGUUUCCCACGGCCCAGUGGUGGGGCGUCUCGCCGGCCGCCCAGGACCUGAUCCGCCGACUGCUCGUGGCCGAUCCGGCAGCGCGAUGGACCGUGGUCCAGGCUUGUCAGCACGAUUGGAUC
Messenger RNA from Phaeodactylum tricornutum CCAP 1055/1, 819 nucleotides. RefSeq lists its product with no specific name. The record is from RefSeq and is a predicted model, not a curated record. The transcript has a single exon. Lineage: Eukaryota; Bacillariophyta; Bacillariophyceae; Surirellales; Neidiaceae. Gene Ontology annotation, biological process: protein phosphorylation. Gene Ontology annotation, molecular function: ATP binding; protein kinase activity. The annotation marks the transcript as partial.